GAGGAGUCUGAGAGUCUGACAGAUAUAAAGAGAGUUUGAGCCCGGCUGAAAAACACCAGCGCUGAGGUACUGCUUUAUUCCUCACUGAGCUUCACACAUUUACACCAGACCUCAGAUUAACCUGUUCAUCACUCUCUUCUAGGAGAACAGAGCUCUGCUGUGACCUGCUGUGGAGCGACUGAGUAGAUGGCACUGAUCUGGAUUUUGGCAGCGCUUCUCUCUGCUGCUUUGGCCAGUGACUGUAGAUUCAUGCAAUUCGACUGUUCUGACAUCUACAACUCAGGAGAAACUCUCAGUGGGGCUUAUACCAUCUAUCCAGCCGGAGACUCUCCAGUCUGUUACUGUCAGAUGGUCUCAGAAGGGAAAGAUGAAGAUAACGGAGGAUGGACGGUGAUUCAGAGGAGGAUGGACGGCAGUGUGAAUUUCUAUCGGCCGUGGAGAGACUACAAGAGAGGAUUCGGGAAUGUGGAGGGAGAAUACUGGCUGGGACUGGAGAACCUCUACCAGCUGACACGCCACAAGAAGUUCAUGCUGAGAGUGGAUCUGGAGGACUUUGAAGGAAGGAGAGGUUUCGCUCAGUACUCGUCCUUCUCUGUGGGUUGUGAAUGUGAAGGAUAUAAACUGCAGGUGUCUGGAUUCACUGAUGGAGGAGCAGGCGACUCUAUGACUCCCCAUAAUGAAAUGAAGUUCUCCACUUUUGACAAAGACCAAGACACCUACGAAAAGAACUGCGCCAAAGAGUAUCUUGGGGCAUUUUGGUAUGGAUACUGUCAUAAUACAAACCCCAAUGGUGUGUAUUUAUGGGAAGAUGAUUCCACUCAUUUUGCCAUUGGUGUCACUUGGUACAGCUGGAAAAACACUCAUGAUAUGAGUUUGAAAUACAUCAGCAUGAAGAUCAAACAUCUGUCAUAGAGGCUUUUGAGUAUUCUCAGGGGGGAAAUAGAUUCAACUCUUUCUACUGCUGCUGUAUCAUCUAUAAUGUUUACUGUACCAUAAAACAUAUAAAAUAACAGAAAACUAAAACAGGACACUACAAGAUCACUGUAGUUGUUUUUAGUUUUCUGUUAUUCUAUAUGUCUUAAUAGUAUUUGUGUUAAUAGUUAUUGUCCUGUGUCCUUAAUAUUUGGUGUAUGCCUGUACAUACGCUGCUUGUUGCUCAUUGGUUGUCUUUGUAAAUGAGAGCUGGUUAUUAAUUCACUAGCCUUAUUUAAUAAAGGUUAUUAUUUUUAUGAAUGCUGAAAACACUCUGCAUUUGAGAAUAUGUGAAGAUAGAAACUAGAAAAUGUCUUCUUUGUACAGUCUCGAGUCAUGAAUCAUGAAAAAUCACUGUGUUAGACUGCAGUUGUGUCAGUCACUGCAUUACACAAGUGGGUCAAUGUGAUGAUCUGUUAUUUUAAAGACAAAUUUUCAGAUUUUCAAUCCAAAUUACUUUAAUAAACAUUAGAUUAAAUCCA
This is a messenger RNA of Danio rerio (zebrafish), 1454 nucleotides long. The record is from RefSeq and is a predicted model, not a curated record. Lineage: Eukaryota; Metazoa; Chordata; Actinopteri; Cypriniformes; Danionidae.